AUGGGAGAUAAAAUUGACGAAAAGCCAGUCCUCUAUUCAUAUUGGCGGAGUUCCUGCUCAUGGCGCGUUCGUAUUGCAUUGAAUUUAAAAGAAAUACCAUAUGACAUAAAGGCUGUUAGCUUAAUUAAAGGAGGAGGCGAACAGCAUUGCAAUGAAUACAGAGAAGUUAAUCCAAUGGAGCAGGUACCGUCCCUUGUUAUAGAUGGACACACUUUGAUUGAAUCUCUUAGUAUAAUGCACUACUUGGAGGAGACCAGACCACAGAGACCAUUAAUGCCUCAAGAUUGCUACAAACGAGCUAAAGUUAGAGAAAUUUGUGAGGUAAUUUCUUCAGGUAUACAACCACUACAGAACCUGAUAGUUUUAAUUCAUGUUGGUGAAGAAAAAAAGAAGGAAUGGGCUCAGCACUGGAUUAUGCGUGGUUUUAGGGCGGUAGAGAAGAUACUUUCUUCUGUGGCUGGCAAAUAUUGUGUUGGAGAUGAAAUCUCUCUUGCUGACUGCUGCCUUAUACCACAAGUGUUCAACGCUAGAAGAUUCCAUGUGGAUCUACGACCAUUCCCCAUUAUACUACGCAUUGACCGUGAAUUGGAGAACCACCCUGCCUUCCGAGCUGCUCAUCCUUCAGCUCAGCCAGAUUGCCCUCCUGAAGCAGCUAAAUAG
This is a messenger RNA of Leptosia nina, 660 nucleotides long. NCBI's taxonomy places the organism in Eukaryota, Metazoa, Arthropoda, Insecta, Lepidoptera, Pieridae. The record is from the annotation of a GenBank genome assembly.